GGCCAGAGCUCUAGGAGGUUCUGUACGUGGCAGCGCCUACAAGCCCUCUCUGUACUAGUCGUCACCUCGGGGUGCCAAGUGGAUUUGCGCUUACAUACCGACGUGUGACGGUUCUCCGUAGACCCGGUGAGGACAAAGGUUAUUGAACGAGACAAAAUGAAGAAGUUUCUGUUUUUCACCUCCUGGGUUCUGUUCUCCUGCUGCUGCACCGCAAAGGGAGAAAUCUUCACUUCAAUCAGCCAAAUGACAGACCUGAUCUACACAGAAAAAGAGUUGGUUCAGUCUCUGAGGGAGUACAUCAAAGCAGAGGAGUCCAAGCUUGCUUCUGUUAAAAGCUGGGCCAAGAAACUAGAUGCUCUGACCAGAGUAUCCACCUCUGACCCGGAGGGUUACCUGGCUCACCCAGUAAAUGCCUACAAACUGAUGAAGAGACUCAACACUGAGUGGUCUGAACUGGAGAGCCUGGUGCUUCAGAACCCCUCUGAUGGGUUCAUUUCCAACAUGUCCAUACACAGACAGUACUUCCCAGAUGAGGAAGAUGAGACGGGAGCAGCCAAAGCACUGAUGCGUCUUCAGGACACGUACCAACUGGAUUCUGAAGCCUUCUCCAGAGGAAAGCUGCCAGGAAUGCACUCCAGUGCUGUACUGACAGUGGACGACUGCUUUGACAUGGGCAAGACGGCGUAUAACGAUGCAGACUAUUACCAUGCUGUUCUGUGGAUGCAGCAGUCCUUGAGGCAGCUGGACGAUGGAGAGGAAGCUGUGGUUUCCAAGGCAGACAUUUUGGAUUACCUCAGCUACUCUGUUUACCAAAUGGGUGACCUGCCUCGAGCCAUUGAGCUGACACGGCGGCUGGUGGCUAUUGACUCCACCCACCAGAGGGCAGGAGGAAACCUCCGAUAUUUUGAGAAGCUACUGUUCAAGCAGCUCCAGGAGUUGAACCAGUCCUACCAGCCUGCCUCCGAGGAGCCCAUCCAGCUGGGAACCUACAGUAGACCUAAAGACCAUCUUCCAGAGAGGGAGGCCUAUGAGGCUCUGUGCAGAGGAGAGGGGCUGCAAAUGACUGAAGCAAGACGUAGCCAUUUGUUCUGCCGCUACCACGACGGUAGAAGGAACCCUCGUCUCCUGCUGAAGCCUCUAAAGGAAGAGGACGAGUGGGACAGCCCUCACAUCGUACGAUACCUGGACAUCCUGUCAGAUGAAGAGAUUGAGAAGAUUAAAGAGCUGGCAAAACCCAGGCUUGCCAGAGCUACUGUCCGUGACCCCAAAACAGGUGUCUUGACCACAGCCAACUACAGAGUGUCAAAAAGUGCAUGGUUGGAAGCUGAGGACGAUCCUGUUAUUGAGAGAGUCAAUCAGAGAAUAGAAGACAUCACUGGCCUCACAGUAGACACAGCUGAGUUACUGCAGGUUGCAAACUAUGGAGUUGGAGGACAGUAUGAGCCGCAUUACGACUUCUCCAGGAAAGAUGAGCCUGAUGCUUUCAAAAGAUUAGGCACUGGAAAUCGUGUGGCAACUUUUUUAAACUACAUGAGUGAUGUUGAAGCAGGAGGUGCCACAGUCUUUCCUGACUUUGGAGCUGCAAUCUGGCCUAGAAAGGGGACAGCAGUUUUCUGGUAUAAUCUGUUCAGGAGUGGGGAGGGAGACUACAGGACCAGACAUGCUGCUUGUCCUGUCCUAGUAGGAAGUAAAUGGGUGUCAAACAAGUGGAUUCAUGAACGAGGACAAGAAUUCAGGAGGCCCUGUGGCUUGACAGAAGUGGACUGAAGUUUACCCCACAUCUAUGCAGCAUAUGACCACAUUCACACACACACACACACAUACAUGUGCACACAUACUUCGUAUUGUCUUGAUUCUAGCAAUUCAGACACAUUCUGCAUCACUUAUGUAAGUGUUCUCUCCUUCAACUUGUCUGCAUGAUGAACAGCCCAGGAAGAUACACCCCACAGGUGUGUGGGAUCUAACAGGAAAUUAUCUUUUCUUCUUGUACUGCAAGAUUUAGAGCUCUGUACUCUGUCACACAGUGCCACACUAGCCCACUUUGUUAAACAAAUGAAAUUAGAAUUAAUAAAAGAAAAUAAUACCUAUAAAUGGAAUUAUCAAGUUAAAAACAAAACAACACCAUUGCAUUUGUUUUUUUCCAGAGGUGCAAAAUAUUUAGAGUAGAUUGAAAUAAGUCCAGUGCUAAAUCUUCCCACAAAUACGUCUGUGUUUAAGCUCUCAUGUGAACAGUUUAUUUCAUUGCUUUUACAACUUUGAACAAAUCACCAGCAUUAGUCGUAAUACAGAGAACCCAUUAGGCAUUUAGGUCAUUUACACAUUUCUUAACAAACUAACAUUUAAUUUUCUUACACUAAACACUUCUGAAUAUGAACUGAGUGAAGAAAAAACUUGUGUUAGCUCUUGACAAAUAAUGAAAUAACAGCUUUGGUGAGGGACUCUGACCUGUGGACUCAACUGUAGGUUUUUAUGACAAAUCCUUCCUGUGUUGACUGUUGACCUCGGCAAUGUAAUCCGAGAAACAGCUCCUCUGUGUUGGUUAUUUGAAAUGCAAAUGAAAGGCUUUAAAGAAAAAAACAACACACCAUCAAAUGAGCUUUAGUGCCAUACCUUCAUUGGUAACAGCUUUAUUUUGUCAUUUCAUACUUUAUCAUUUACAUCCAGCGUCUCAUCCAUCACAUUCAGAUUGGACAGAAAUAUCUUUCCUCCAAAUCAAGUCCAUUAUGUGUUUAUUUAUAUAGUGUUUAAAUUAUUACACUGUUGUUACAUUGUAUCCUCUUUUUACAAGAUGGCCAACAAGAAAGUCAAUAAACAGUGCCUUUUCUUAAA
Messenger RNA from Amphiprion ocellaris (clown anemonefish), 2829 nucleotides. RefSeq names its product prolyl 4-hydroxylase subunit alpha-2. Gene Ontology annotation, cellular component: endoplasmic reticulum. Lineage: Eukaryota; Metazoa; Chordata; Actinopteri; Pomacentridae. The record is from RefSeq and is a predicted model, not a curated record. The transcript is spliced from 15 exons. Gene Ontology annotation, biological process: peptidyl-proline hydroxylation to 4-hydroxy-L-proline. Gene Ontology annotation, molecular function: protein binding; L-ascorbic acid binding; iron ion binding. The coding region runs from base 157 to 1767 and encodes 536 amino acids.